GCGGCGAGCGGGGCCUUCCGCGAGCUGCUGGAGGCCUGCCGCAAUGGGGACGUGACGCGCGUGAAGCGCCUGGUGGACACGGGCAACGUGAACGCCAAGGACAUGGCGGGACGCAAGUCCACGCCGCUCCACUUCGCUGCCGGUUUCGGAAGGAAGGAUGUUGUAGAGCACUUGCUACAGACGGGAGCCAACGUUCAUGCUCGUGAUGACGGAGGGCUGAUACCCCUUCACAACGCCUGCUCUUUUGGUCAUGCUGAAGUGGUUAGUCUGUUACUGUGUCAAGGGGCAGACCCAAACGCUAGAGACAAUUGGAACUACACUCCUCUGCAUGAAGCUGCUAUCAAGGGGAAGAUAGAUGUGUGUAUUGUGCUGCUGCAGCACGGAGCUGAUCCAAACAUUCGGAACACCGAUGGGAAAUCCGCGCUGGAUCUGGCAGACCCUUCAGCAAAAGCUGUGCUCACGGGUGAAUACAAGAAGGACGAACUCCUGGAAGCUGCUAGGAGUGGUAAUGAAGAAAAACUGAUGGCUUUAUUGACUCCUUUAAAUGUGAACUGCCAUGCAAGUGAUGGGCGCAAGUCCACUCCUCUACACCUAGCAGCAGGCUACAACAGAGUUCGAAUAGUCCAACUUCUGCUUCAGCAUGGUGCAGAUGUUCACGCAAAGGAUAAAGGUGGUCUUGUGCCUCUUCAUAAUGCAUGUUCAUAUGGACACUAUGAGGUUACGGAGCUGCUGCUUAAGCAUGGUGCCUGUGUGAAUGCUAUGGACCUCUGGCAAUUCACCCCCUUGCACGAGGCUGCUUCCAAGAACCGUGUAGAAGUCUGCUCCCUCCUGCUGAGUCACGGUGCGGAUCCCACGUUAGUCAACUGCCACGGCAAGAGUGCGGUCGACAUGGCUCCAACGCCUGAGCUAAGGGAGAGACUGACCUAUGAAUUCAAAGGACACUCUUUACUCCAAGCAGCCAGAGAGGCAGACCUAGCCAAAGUGAAAAAGACACUUGCUUUGGAGAUCAUCAAUUUUAAGCAGCCACAGUCGCAUGAGACUGCACUGCACUGUGCUGUGGCCGCUGUGCAUCCCAAGCGGAAGCAAGUUACAGAACUAUUGCUCAGGAAAGGAGCAAAUGUUAAUGAGAAAAACAAAGAUUUCAUGACACCUUUACAUGUUGCAGCUGAAAAAGCUCAUAAUGAUGUCAUGGAAGUUCUGCAUAAACACGGAGCAAAGAUGAAUGCACUGGACACACUUGGUCAAACAGCGUUGCACAGGGCUGCGUUAGCAGGUCACUUGCAAACCUGCCGGCUCUUGCUGAACUACGGCUCUGAUCCCUCCAUCAUCUCUUUACAAGGCUUCACAGCAGCACAGAUGGGAAAUGAAGCAGUGCAACAGAUUCUAAGUGAAAGUACACCUGUGCGCACGUCUGAUGUGGAUUAUCGGUUGUUAGAAGCAUCCAAAGCUGGAGACUUGGAAACUGUGAAGCAACUUUGCAGCCCUCAGAAUGUGAAUUGUAGAGAUUUGGAAGGCCGUCAUUCAACGCCACUGCACUUUGCUGCAGGAUAUAACCGUGUAUCAGUGGUGGAGUAUCUGUUGCACCAUGGGGCAGAUGUGCAUGCCAAAGAUAAAGGUGGCUUAGUACCCCUGCACAAUGCCUGUUCUUACGGACACUACGAAGUGGCUGAACUCUUAGUGAGGCACGGUGCUUCUGUCAACGUAGCAGACCUGUGGAAAUUCACUCCUUUACAUGAAGCAGCAGCAAAAGGAAAAUAUGAAAUCUGCAAACUGCUUUUAAAACAUGGAGCUGAUCCAACAAAAAAAAAUCGAGACGGGAACACUCCUCUAGAUUUGGUAAAAGAAGGAGACACAGAUAUCCAGGACUUACUGCGAGGAGACGCUGCCUUGCUAGAUGCUGCCAAAAAGGGGUGCCUGGCACGAGUGCAGAAGCUAUGUACUCAAGAAAAUAUCAAUUGCAGAGACACCCAGGGAAGAAAUUCAACACCACUACAUCUUGCAGCUGGUUACAACAAUUUGGAAGUAGCUGAAUACCUUCUUGAGCAUGGUGCCGAUGUUAAUGCCCAGGACAAAGGAGGAUUAAUUCCCCUACACAAUGCAGCAUCCUAUGGGCAUGUGGAUAUAGCAGCGCUGUUGAUCAAAUACAAUACGUGCGUAAAUGCAACAGAUAAAUGGGCAUUCACACCAUUGCACGAAGCUGCACAAAAAGGAAGGACACAGCUCUGUGCUCUGCUGUUAGCUCAUGGAGCAGAUCCAACCAUGAAGAAUCAAGAGGGUCAGACACCAUUAGACCUGGCAACAGCUGAUGAUAUCCGAGCUUUGCUGAUAGAUGCAAUGCCUCCAGAAGCUUUGCCUACAUGCUUUAAGCCUCAAGCUACUGUUGUUAGUGCCUCCCUGAUCUCACCAGCGUCUACGCCGUCCUGCCUCUCUGCUGCCAGCAGUAUAGAUAACCUCACUGGGCCACUGGCAGAACUAGCUGUAGGAGGGGCAUCAAACGCUGGUGAUGGAGCAGCAGGAACUGAAAGGAAGGAAGGAGAAGUUUCUGGCCUUGACAUGAACAUCACCCAGUUCCUAAAAAGCCUGGGUCUUGAACACCUUCGGGACAUCUUUGAGACAGAACAGAUAACCCUGGAUGUGUUGGCAGACAUGGGGCAUGAGGAGCUUAAAGAAAUUGGGAUCAAUGCGUAUGGACACCGCCACAAAUUAAUAAAAGGUGUGGAGAGACUUCUAGGAGGACAGCAAGGCACCAAUCCUUAUUUGACUUUCCACUGUGUGAGUCAGGGGACCAUUCUCCUUGACCUUGCUCCUGAUGAUAAGGAGUAUCAGUCCGUAGAAGAGGAGAUGCAGAGUACAAUCCGGGAGCAUCGGGAUGGUGGGAAUGCUGGUGGCAUCUUCAACAGGUACAAUGUCAUCAGGAUUCAAAAGGUUGUGAACAAGAAGUUGCGGGAGAGAUUCUGUCACAGACAGAAGGAGGUCUCAGAGGAGAAUCAUAAUCAUCACAAUGAACGCAUGUUGUUUCAUGGGUCUCCUUUUAUUAAUGCUAUCAUUCACAAAGGAUUUGAUGAAAGGCAUGCAUACAUUGGAGGAAUGUUUGGAGCUGGAAUUUACUUUGCUGAGAACUCCUCAAAAAGCAAUCAAUAUGUGUAUGGGAUAGGGGGAGGAACGGGCUGUCCUACACACAAAGACAGGUCCUGUUAUAUCUGCCACAGACAAAUGCUCUUCUGUAGAGUGACCCUUGGAAAAUCCUUUCUUCAGUUCAGCACAAUGAAAAUGGCUCAUGCGCCUCCAGGGCACCAUUCUGUUAUCGGCAGGCCAAGCGUGAAUGGACUUGCCUACGCUGAAUAUGUUAUCUACAGAGGAGAACAGGCGUACCCAGAAUAUCUCAUUACAUACCAGAUUGUGAAACCAGAAGCUCCCUCACAGACAGCAACAGCAGCAGAGCAAAAGACCUAGUAGCAACAGAGCAGCGAAGAAGGAUGUGACUUCAAUCCUGGACUGGAUGGAUACAUGUUUCAGAAAAUCAGUAUCAUAUAAAAUUCUUAACAACCUGGAAAUAAGCUGUAUGUCUUUUAUAAAGCAUUGCUGUCUUGAAUACGAUAAGAGUAACUCUUGCAUACUCAACUGCUACUGUUCCUUUUGAGGAAAGUUUACAAGGGACUGCCUUUUAAUAACAUAUCUCAGGCUCCUAGUCUCUGCAGUUACCAUGUGUAAAAUAACGUUGUUUUGAUCUAGACUUUGGGAACAUUAUUGUGCAAAUGGAAAUCUUUAUCAGUGCCAUCUCACA
Messenger RNA from Charadrius vociferus (killdeer), 3784 nucleotides. It is a transcript of the gene TNKS, whose product is annotated as tankyrase, TRF1-interacting ankyrin-related ADP-ribose polymerase. The coding region runs from base 103 to 3453 and encodes 1116 amino acids. The transcript has 27 exons. Gene Ontology annotation, cellular component: nucleus; cytoplasm. Lineage: Eukaryota; Metazoa; Chordata; Aves; Charadriiformes; Charadriidae. Gene Ontology annotation, molecular function: protein binding; NAD+ poly-ADP-ribosyltransferase activity. The record is from RefSeq and is a predicted model, not a curated record.